GGAGUGAAACAGCUGUCGUUCAUAGAAACUCACAAGUCUCUGCGACUUAAAUAAUCAGGCACCAUUACCGACCUCUAAAUUCUUAGUAAGAGCGAAUGCAACAGCUGUAUCAAAAAAUGAAGUUACCAAAAAAAAAAAGUAAGUAUUGAAGCCAACAUUUUUCUUGUUUCUCAUUCCAAAAUGUCCUCCAUUGACAGAAGUGUCGCGUUCCUGGGUUUGAGCGCCUGUCGUGUUCCCAGGAUGUGAAAGACGAGUAGCCCCGGAAGCAGCUUGCAGUACCCUCCCUGUUCCGUGUGUGUUAGACUUGUGUAUCUCAACCUCCCUCCGGACUUUGGACUGCGUUCCCCGAUCCUCGAUCCUCGCUUGGACACGGACCUCGUUGCUUCUCUCCAGCCCCCGACCGCUUGCUUGCCCACGGAUACCCUCUUUGCUCGCCCUUCUGGACUGACGAAGGAUCCAUCCAACACGCACUCACAACAACUCUUGCGUGAGUGAUGAUCUCUCCUUCGUUGGUUUCAACACGAAAAGAACUGGGAUGAAAGUUGUCUUCCUCAAUCAGCGCCCAUUAAUGAUGAUGAUGAACGUAGUCUGGAUACUUCUCCUUUUCAUUGAGGAGGGAUUUGCUCGGGCUCAAAAGACUGCAGAGCAAGGUGCGGUGUCCAAAGUGGUGAAAGCUUCGCCUUCACAGAGGCCGCCACGUUCCCGUCACUGUGGAAAUUGGAUACGGCACGCAGAUGGCGGCACUUUCAGCUCUCCCAACUACCCAAACACGUACCCUCCCAACAAGGAGUGUCUUUAUGUGCUGGAAGCCCUUCCCAGGCAGAGGAUCGAGCUGUUGUUCGACAAGGCCUUCUACAUCGAGGCGUCCUUUGAGUGUCGUUUCGACCACAUCGAGGUGCGUGACGGCCCCUUCAGCUUCUCGCCGCUCAUCAAUCGCUUCUGUGGUGCCCCCUCUCCGGGACUGGUCCUGUCCAGCGGCCGCUUCAUGUGGAUCCGCUUCUUCAGUGACGAGGAGCUGGAGGGCAUCGGCUUCCAAGUCCGCUACAGCUUCACGGCAGACCCAGAGUUCCAUCUGCAUGUGGGAGGACUCUUAAACCCAAUCCCAGAUUGUCAGUUUGAGUUGACGGGGGCUGACGGCAUGAUCCGGUCCAGUCAGGUUGAAGAAGAGUAUAAGGUGAAGCCAGACCAGGCUGUGGACUGCAUCUGGACCAUACGCACUCUCUCAAAAAACAAGAUUUACCUGCGGUUCUUAGAAUACCAGAUGGAGAACUCCAAUGAAUGCAAGAAGAACUUUGUGGCUGUUUAUGAUGGCAGCAAUGCCAUCGAGGAUCUGAAGGCCAAGUUUUGUAGCACCGUGGCCAAUGACAUCAUGCUGGACACGGGCGUGGGCGUGGUGAGGAUGUGGGCGGACGAGACCAGCCGCCUCAGCCGCUUUCGGAUGCUCUUCACGUCUUUCGCAGACCCUCCUUGCAUGGGCAGUGCCUUCUUCUGCCACAGCAACAUGUGCAUCAACAACUCUCUGGUGUGCAACGGAGUACAAAACUGUGUCUUUCCCUGGGACGAAAGCAACUGCAAAGAGAAGAAGCAAAAAGGUAUUUUCCACCACAUCACAAAGACUCAUGGCACUGUCAUCUGCGUGUCCACUGGAGUGGUGCUGCUGCUGCUCAUCAUCUCCAUCCUGGUGCAAAUCAAGCAGCCGCGCAAAAAGGUGUUGGUGCGUAAGAAUAACUUGUUCCACCGCAGAGACUUCCAGGAGGUGCUGGAACCUCCACAUUAUGAGCUCCUCACUCUCAGAGAAAAGAAACUGUCGGGGGACCUUGGAGAGCUCUCAGAGGAGCUCCAGUCUCUGCAGGCUCUCAGAAGGUCCUCGUCGGCCUCGCGCUGUAUUCGUGAACAUCACUGCGGCUCUCAGGCCUCGCUCAACUCCAUCAAAGGCGGUCAGGGUCGCGGAUCUUUGGAGCUCCAAAGAUCUUUGCCUCCUCUGCGGGACUCCAGCAGCAGUCUGCGGAAGAAGAGCUGGCCCAGCGUGAAGGCGGUCACCGCAAUGCGGGCUCAAUACAGCCUGGGAGAGCGAGUGGUGAGGCGGCAGGACAGAGUGAUGGAGGAGGAGGAGGACGCCGGCUACGACGUCUACGUGUGCAGAGUUGGGAACAAAAGAGGGAAGUACGAGAUGGCCCAGCAAAGAUCUUUAUCCAUGGAUUUUUAAAAAAAAAAAGAAGGAAAAUGCAGCAUUUGUGCCACAACUGGAACAUGUGACGUAAAUUGUAUUUAUAUAGCGCUUUAUCUAAGUUCCAUUUAAACUAGCGUGGGUGAAGUGUCUUACCCAAGGACACAACAGCAGUGACUAGAAUGGCAGAAACAGGGCUCUAACCCAGAACCCUCAAGUUGAUGGCAUGGCUGCUCUACCAAACGAGCCACACCACCCCAAAGUGACAAAGUGUUGGCUUUUUUUAACGCAAAAUGAAUCAAUUAGCUGGUGUUAAUUGUAAGUGACUAUUGUGUUAUUGGACUAAUUGUGAAGUAGUGUUAUCAAAUGUGUUUUUAAAUACACUUCACAAUCUUGGGAAAAUACUAAGUUUACUCUUUUAUCAGUGAUGUGUUGCAGAAUAAAUAUGUUUAUUUAUCUCUGGGAGUUAAGGGAAAAAAAUUGUAAUUUCAGUUAUAAGUCGAAAAUACUAUUCUGACAUUUGGUUAUUAGUUUAUUGUAUAUUUAUAAAACAGCUAACAUUUUACAGUUUUAUGUCGAGGAGCAUAAUAAUACUUUUGUUUUUCAAAAGGGGUUGGUGGAGUGGAGCCUGCUACAAUCGCAGUUAAUUUCCUUCCUUACCCGGGGCAACGUCGUGCUGUUUGUCCUUGGUUGGAAGUCCCCGACGUGGUCUGCGGCUGUGGCGGCGGGGUGUUUGGUUGACUGCCUUGAUAGCUGACGUGUGGGCUAGAGGCGUUGACUUCUUUCGCCGUUGAGAGGCUUUGUUCCCUGGCCAGGACUCGUGUGGGCGCAUUGCUGUGUGGGUUCUUAGAUGCAGUGUUCGCGUUGAGCACAGGGGCUGUGCAGUUUUUUGCGUGGGGUUGCUGGUGUGGUCCUGCUCCUGCUCCUCCUACUUAUAGCACACCCACACAAAUAUAAGACUUCAAGGGAUUGUCCUGUGGGGAGUCAUGGCGCGGGGAUUAGGAUGCCUCCAUGGGGCUCUAGUACUCCUGACUUGUCCCCAGGUCGUCCAUCUCUCAAUUUUAACUGCAGGUUAGACACUUAAGGUUUGUGGGGCUCGGAAUAGUAGGGAGCCACCAUGGCCUUGAUCUCCCCCAAUUUUAAUCGCAUUUUUAGUCUGUCUUCACGCUACAGUACACACAUCAAUAGUGACUGGAGGUCGGCGGAAAUGGCUGACCUCCUCAUUUUAACUACACGGUAGACACUCUGGGUGCCUCACACACAUUCUUGACAAACCUCCCGAAUUUCAGUGCCUCUCCCGAAAAUAUCCCGGGACAACCAUUCUCCCGAAUUUCUCCUGAUUUCCAGCCGGACCUGAGUGAGGAUAGCCUUAGUGGCUCCCUGGACAUCUUAGAGAGAUGUGUGAAAUUGAACAAUUUUUUUUGUUUUAAUAUAUUUUUAUGUAGGAGAACAAACAUGACACAAACCUUCCUAAUUGUUAGAAAUCCCACUGUUUAUGUUAUACAUUGAUGGGAGUAUUUGGCAAGCACCGUUUUGUCCUACUUAUUUCAGCGAUCCUUGAACUCAUCGUAGUUUGUUCACAAGUACAACUUUUUCCGAUGCUGCCACAGAAAGACGUGUUUUAUGCCACUCCUUCUUUGUCUCAUUUUGUC
This is a messenger RNA of Nerophis ophidion (straightnose pipefish), 3819 nucleotides long. It is a transcript of the gene neto2b, whose product is annotated as neuropilin (NRP) and tolloid (TLL)-like 2b. The transcript has 14 exons. The coding region runs from base 536 to 2206 and encodes 556 amino acids. Lineage: Eukaryota; Metazoa; Chordata; Actinopteri; Syngnathiformes; Syngnathidae. Gene Ontology annotation, molecular function: protein binding. The record is from RefSeq and is a predicted model, not a curated record.